UGACGUCACUGCCUGCGCCACACGCCGUAGAUACAGGAAGUGAGACCAAAACAAAGGAGCGCCGGCCGGGAGCGGACCUCCUGGCGCCGGUGUCCCUGCUGCUUCGCCCGCGCCCACCCCGCCGAAGCCGCCCGACCAUGUCCAACAUGGAGAAACAUCUGUUCAACCUGAAGUUCGCGGCCAAAGAACUGAACCGGAGUGCCAAAAAAUGCGACAAGGAAGAAAAGGCCGAAAAGGCCAAAAUUAAAAAGGCCAUUCAGAAGGGCAACAUGGAAGUUGCGAGGAUACACGCCGAAAAUGCCAUCCGCCAGAAGAAUCAAGGGGUGAACUUCUUGAGAAUGAGUGCACGAGUGGAUGCGGUGGCUGCCCGAGUCCAGACGGCAGUGACGAUGGGCAAAGUGACCAAGUCCAUGGCGGGUGUGGUUAAGUCGAUGGACGCGACGUUGAAAAGUAUGAAUCUGGAAAAGAUCUCCGCUCUGAUGGACAAAUUCGAACACCAGUUCGAGACCCUGGACGUCCAGACGCAGCAAAUGGAAGACACGAUGAGCAGCACGACGACGCUGACCACUCCCCAGAACCAAGUGGAUAUGCUGCUCCAGGAAAUGGCAGAUGAGGCGGGCCUCGAUCUCAACAUGGAGCUGCCUCAGGGCCAGACCGGUUCCGUGGGAACGAGCGUGGCUUCGGCUGAGCAAGACGAACUGUCCCAGAGACUGGCCCGCCUUCGGGAUCAAGUCUGACGGCCGAACCGUCCGAGAGUUCCUUUUGACGUGCUCUCUGUGUUUGAGAGAGAUGUCCCAGAAUUGUGCCAGAAUGCCGAACGGUCUUCUAAGAACCUACAGCCUUCUCCAGAUAACGCUAAGAAAUUCCAGUUUUUCUCCACUUCUAACUGGAUUUUAAAGCUCUUUAUAGCUUAUUAUGAUGUGUAUUUUUAUAGCUGCCUUUUAACAGAACUGGUUCAUUUGCUCUACAUUAAUCUAGAAAAAAAAAUCAACAGAACUCUAGCCCUCGUGUAUUCCGUUUUUACUUAGAAUUAUCAGAUUGAAGUUGUUUUUAGUGUGAUUGAUGGUACAGAGACUGGCAAGCGGGGCAUAAAAAUGAAAGGAGAAGGAAUGGGUACUUAGUUUAGCAACAAGUAUGUAAACACUUUGUUCAACUUCGGUGGGAAAUACUCUUUCUGUGUAUCAUCUGUUUUUCUUUGUUUUUGCCGUCAAAGAACGUCUGCAAUUGACUAUUAAUUUAUUCUCAUAACUUAUAUUAAAGUUAUCUUAGAGAUUAUUGCAAAAUACUCUUUACAUUCUGUUAGUUCAUGUAAUAAUGGAGUUUGUGUAACUGGGAAAAAAUGCCAAGUAACUUCAUUCAUUAUCAGGAAAAGUUAAAAAAAUUUUGUUUAUAUUCUAUUUACCAAGAGUUCUUAAGACUUAAACUUAAGAUAAUUUCUAAUUAAGAUAAUCUCUAGUUAUUUUCGAGUGAAAGUCAACCCUUAAUAGACCUCUGAUCAAAAUAAUGUUCGUCAACACAACAGUCCUAUUACAUGCCAAACAUUGCCAAAGAACUGCUGAUUUGGUCCGGCAAAGCCCUGGGACUGUGUAAUUACAGGUUUUGUUUUUUAUUUAAUAACCAAAAAUAUAAAUAAAAUUAGAACAGCAUUUUUAAGUUCUAUUUGUAUGAAUUAUUUUGCCUUAAAGCAACAACUCUUAAAACCUCUAAAAGCAUAACUUAAUGCUAUAGAUGUACACAACUUAAAUGUACAUUUAGCCAGCUAGAAGUUUAGAAUGAAGCAAUGAGCUGGGAUUAGAAGGAGAGAGAGAGGCUGAAAGUAACUGCCUUCCUUUAUAGCCUCUGGUGUAAAGCAAAGCAACUCCCACUUUCUUCUGUCCUCAAAACACAGAGAACAGCUUGUGUUUGCUUGGCACAUAUAUUAACCUAAGUUAAAUACUUAAAAAGUUUGUUUUAUUUAAUUUCCCCUUUUUCUGAGUUUUGUUUUGUUUUUCUGUUAAGAGAAUUCCAGUGUUUCAGACAACAUAGAGCCUCUGUAAAACUCUGAAAAAUUCAUUAUUAUGUGAGUUGUACGGUUUUCCAGGUGAACGAGUGUUUAAUGAACAAAGUGUACACAGAUGAGUACUGGCUCUCACAGUUAAGGAGUGUGUGUGGGUGAGCACAUGUGCACACAUAUAUACAUAGUUUUUUCUUGUCUCCUCUGUGGGACACUUCUAACUACCCAGUGUCCUCUCUCAAAGUUCCCUUAGCAGACACGUGACCUCUCAUAUACACAGUUACGCUAACUCGGGCGUAUGAUGAAUAGAACAUAUGUCUUAAUCUUUUAUCCUGGAAAACCUUGGUUAAGUACAGCUUUAAAACAUAACUCGGUGUUCACUCCUCGGUAAAUUUUAUACUGCAAGCAUUUCCACCAGAUUAUAUUUUAUGAGAUUAAAGAAUGCUAUAUAUGCUUAAAACUU
Messenger RNA from Mus pahari (shrew mouse), 2456 nucleotides. It is a transcript of the gene Chmp1b, whose product is annotated as charged multivesicular body protein 1B. The record is from RefSeq and is a predicted model, not a curated record. Lineage: Eukaryota; Metazoa; Chordata; Mammalia; Rodentia; Muridae. Gene Ontology annotation, cellular component: ESCRT III complex; multivesicular body. The transcript has a single exon. Bases 138 to 737 code for a protein of 199 amino acids. Gene Ontology annotation, biological process: protein transport; endosome transport via multivesicular body sorting pathway; late endosome to vacuole transport.